AUGUGUACAUGUAUGUAAUUACAUGGGCAUUACACUUAAUAUCUGAAUUAUUACCAGAACCUUUUUGUAUAUUGAAACCGUCUUAACAAACAAAUCGAUUUGGGUCAUUAUACAGUUAUAAAUAUAAAUCACUCGCAAUAUCAGAGGGAGGUAUUUUGCAACUGUUUGUUCAAGAGAUAUACAUGUAUGAACUUUAAACCAAUCGAAUAUUCAACCUUGCAUGAAGUUCAUGAAACCCGGGUUGAUCGCUUGAAAAUCGUGACUGAAGUGGAUUUAUGUGAUUUAGAAAUACACUUUGAAUCUAAUACCAACGAAAAGAAAAAUACAAAGGAAUAAAAUUCGCAAACAAGUAAUCAAAAUGGCGCUUUCGUGCGGAGGAAAAUGUAUGAAGAUAUUCCUAGUGGUGGUGAACUCACUGUUUAUGCUGCUCGGGCUCGGCCUCCUAAUUCCAGGAAUUUUGAUGCUAGUAGACGUUGAUGUCAUCAAUGAUGAAAUCCUCCCCCUGUUGCAACAGUUAUCUUUUGGAGCUCUGAAUGUUGGUGACCUUGCCAAGGGUCUGUCCGUGACCCUAAUUAUUUUUGGGACCUUUGUCCUUAUCGUAUCCAUGUUUGGUUGUUGUGGAGCCUUUUGUCAGCAAAGACUUUGCUUGGUCGUUUAUGCUGCAUUUGUACUGAUUUUCUUCUUGGCCAAGCUGGUUGUUGUCAUCCUCUGGUUUGUCUGGAAUGACAAGAUCCAGACUUGGAUGAAGACGGAGUUACUUAGUCAGCUUCAAAAUAACUACAAAAACAAUGAUCUGACCUCCCACGAAAUAUCUUCUGCCUGGAACUACAUGUUCAUGUCUCUGUCUUGCUGCGGAGUGAAUGCUGUCACCGGAACCACAAACGACUUUGACUCCUCUGUCUGGAUAGCCAGCGCCGGAAGUAAAAAUAUUCCGACAUUUUGUUGUACUGGUGUCACCGCCUCAAACUAUGCCACAUACUCAGACUCUGCUUGCACAGACAGUGUCACGGCUAAUUUCUACACCAAGGGCUGUUAUGACGCCACGUACGACUUACUGAGCUCCUACAGCACGGCCUUCAUCGCCAUCUUAGUCAUCAUUUUACUAGUGGAGCUGGUAGCCUUUAUUGGAUCCAUUGUUAUUAUAAAACAAGGAGGGGAGGAUGGCAAGAGUCUGUCUGGAGCCGCCAAAAUUGUUUAAACCAAUCAAAUACGGGUUAACGUCAGCAAGUUAAUGGAUCUUGUGCACAAGGAACUAUAAUUCUUGGAUUCCGUCCAUUUUUAUCCGUAUUUUAUAUCAAUUUUACUUCUUUGCAUGUUCCGUUUUCUAUCAUGCAAAUUAUUGAUAUAUUUAUGGUUGGAAAAUUGUUUCGUAAAUUUAAACUUGGAUUUUCUUUUAUAUACAUGUAUUUACCAUUGUGCCAUUUGACUACAAAGUUAUUGAAGCUUAAAGUAUGGAAACUUGAGUUGAGUGACACUUACUUACACAUUUAAACUUCUUUGUAUCAAUGUUUAACUUGUUGUACACCUUUUGAUACUUGUUUCCUGCAAGUCUACGUUUCUCAUUUUUAGAAAUAUUGUGUUGUAAGUCUUAAAAAAUUGGACUUUUUCUUAAGGUAAAAAAACAAUUUUUGAAUACAAUUAAAUAAUAGGUUGAUUUUCUCUGUAUUUUUCAUAUAUUAAAAAUAAAAUCAUGUUUUAUGUAAAGCCUGUUAUUACAUUUGUUCUUAUGUUAUACAAAUCUACGUUUACUCAUUUUCAGAAAUAUUGUGUUUUGUU
Molecule: messenger RNA, 1776 nt
Organism: Magallana angulata
Lineage: Eukaryota; Metazoa; Mollusca; Bivalvia; Ostreida; Ostreidae
Product: tetraspanin-9-like
Exons: 8
Coding region: 359-1198 (279 amino acids)
Cellular component (GO): membrane
Source: RefSeq, a predicted model, not a curated record